Molecule: messenger RNA, 1728 nt
Organism: Plasmodium falciparum 3D7
Lineage: Eukaryota; Apicomplexa; Aconoidasida; Haemosporida; Plasmodiidae
Biological process (GO): cytoskeleton organization
Source: RefSeq, a predicted model, not a curated record
AUGAGUAGUAAAUCAGACAGGGAAGAUAAAUGUAAAAGCAAAAAUAAAGAGAAAUAUUAUAAAUAUCGAAAAGAUGAUAACAAAAAAGAUAUUAUAAAUAAAGAAAAAUAUAAAUACCGGUAUGAAGAACAUAUAUCAAAAAAGGAUUAUACGAAAAAGAAAGAGAAACUUUAUACAAAUGAUUCUGAAAAAGAAAAUAAAAAAAAAAAAAAAAUGUUAAAGGAUUAUAGUAAAGAAGAAAUAGACAUGCAAGAAAGUGAUAUAUCUAAAAAUUCAAAUAAAAAUAUAAUAAUGAACAAAAGAAAAAGGAAAUCAUCAUCAAUUAGUAAAGAUAAUCAUUUGAAAAAUGAAGAAAGGGUAAGAAAAAAAUGGAAGGAUAAAAGAAGUUGUGACGUUAAAAAGAAAAAAAAAGAAAAUUCGUCCUAUAGUAAUCAGAGUUCAAGUGAGAAUAUGUCAGACGUUAUAAGCAGCAAACGAUAUAGUGAUAAAUCUAGUGAUAGUUCUAAAUCUAGUGGUAGUUCUAAAUCAAGUGGUAGUUCUAAAUCUAGUGGUAGUUCUAAAUCUAGUGGUAGUUCUAAAUCUAGUGGUAGUUCUAAAUCUAGUGGUAGUUAUAAAUCUAGUGAUAGCUCUAAAUCUAGUGAUAGCUCUAAAUCUAGUGGUAGUUCUAAAUCUAGUGGUAGUUCUAAAUCUAGUGAUAGCUCUAAAUCUAGUGAUAGUUCUAAAUCUAGCGAUAGCUCUAAAUCUAGUGAUAGCUCUAAAUCUAGUGAUAGUGAUAAUAGUAGUAAAUCUAGUCAAAGUUAUUCCUCAUCUACGAAAAGAAAAAAAAAAAAAAAAAUAUUGAAGAAGAAGAAGAAAGGAAAAGAAGAAAAAAAAAUGAAUAUAAAAAAUAAGAGUGAUAAUACAAAUGAAGAAAUUAAAAAAAAAAAAGAAUUUGAUGAACAUAUAUAUGAUAGCAAAGAAAUGAUAAGAUUAACAAUAAAUAUAUUACAAAAUUAUAAUUUUUUGAAUAAUUUAAAAAUACUUUAUAAAAAGUUAGAUAACAAAAAAAAAAUAUCUUUAGAAAAUAUAAAAGAUUUAAAAUUAAAAAAAAAAUUAAGACAUUUAUUACGUUCUUGGAAAUUAGAAAAAAAAGAUGAAUAUUAUAAAAAACCAUUAAAUUUUAGAGAAAAUAUAUAUGAUAUAUUUAAUAAUUUAUUAUAUUACUUUUUAUCUAAAAUAGAUUUAAAUAAAUUGAGAGAAAAUAUUUCAAAGAGAAGAGAAUUAUUAUUAAAUAAAAAUUAUAAUAAAUCAAAUAAUUCUUCAACACAACGUAAGUUAUCUAAUAUAUCAGAUUAUUAUUUAGAAAAUGUAAAUGAUUCUGUUUAUGAUGAUGAAAAUUUAUUAAAUGAUUUAAGAAAAAAUAAUUCUUCCGAUUUAUUAGAAAAUUCAAAUCAUAUACCCAUGAAAAGUUUAAGAGAAUUACAUGAAGAAGGAUUUUUUAAAAACAGUAAGGAAAAUUAUAAAGAAUUUGUAGAAAAACAUAAAGAAGUUGAUUUAUGGGGAAAAAAUGAACAAGAACAAAAAUAUUUAUUAAGUUCAAAAAAUAAACCAAAUGAAAGAAAAAGAUUUGACCGAGAAACGGAUUUGUGUAUAAAUAAAUUUGUAAAUAAGCAAGACUAUAAAAAGUUAAUAAAAAAUACAAAGGACCAUGUCGAUGAUAAAUUUCACAAAACAGAAAAUAUGAUAUAA